Dentiscutata heterogama is the source of this 131-nucleotide messenger RNA. Lineage: Eukaryota; Fungi; Glomeromycota; Glomeromycetes; Diversisporales; Gigasporaceae. The record is from the annotation of a GenBank genome assembly.
GAACUAUGGCCGGUGGUGUUGCUAAUUGCCAAUUCUGGGAAAGAGAACUUGACAGACAUUGUCGAUUGUACGAAUUGAGUAAUAAAGAACGAAUUUCUGUCGCUGCUGCUUCUAAGUUAUUGGCUAAUGUG